CGGAUACAGAUUUUGUCCGAUCUGCAUCUCGAGGUAGGCCAACAGUACACGUCAUAUACCUUCCCGGUGACAGCACCAUUUCUUCUACUGGCUGGUGACAUCGGGAGACUGAUUGACUACGACAACUACGUAGCGUUCCUUGAAAUACAAGCCUGUCGAUAUAAAAAGGUGUUUCUAGUGUUGGGGAACCACGAGUUUUAUGAACUCGACUAUGAUUCAGGACUGGACAUGGCGCAGCGCCUCUCAGAAGAGCCUUUUCUCAAAGACUCUAUUAUACUUUUGAACAAAUCUCGCUGGGAUGACCCAGAUUCCAAUCUCACGAUUCUGGGCUGCACGCUUUGGUCAGCUAUACCGGAAGACGCUGCUACCAUGAUUGAAACAAAAAUUAACGACUUUAAAAAAAAUAAUCGGAUGGACUACGGUGAAACAUAAUCAGAUUCACACCGAGGAAGCUGAAUGGCUUCGCAAAGAAGUAGCGCAAUUAGCAACACAGGACCAAGAUAAUUCCACGCAAAUUAUCAUCGCGACGCACCACGCGCCAUGUUUACAAGGCACGUCCAAGCCGGCGGAUACCAAUAGCCCAUGGACACCAGCAUUUGCGACUGAUCUUGUAACCGAGGGAAACUGGGGUAACGUCACUUGCUGGAUCUUCGGCCAUACGCACUAUUCUACGGAUUUCCAGUGUAACGGUAUUAGACUGUUGGCAAACCAGCGGGGAUAUACAUUUCGAAACGAAAAGGCGAAGAGCAAGACUAAGAAAAACCCGCAUGUGUUUGAUCCUGCUAUGGUUAUCAAGUUGUAAAGGCAACCUUGAACUGUCUUCUUCGUAUAAGCACG
This is a messenger RNA of Trichoderma harzianum CBS 226.95, 837 nucleotides long. RefSeq lists its product as hypothetical. The transcript has a single exon. The record is from RefSeq and is a predicted model, not a curated record. Gene Ontology annotation, molecular function: hydrolase activity. The annotation marks the transcript as partial. Lineage: Eukaryota; Fungi; Ascomycota; Sordariomycetes; Hypocreales; Hypocreaceae.